CGUACCAAAAUUUUAUCUCUUUUAGGCAGGAGAAUAUAUCCCGAUUUUCUUUACUUCAGUUAGGCCUUGUAAGUUUUUUGUUGUGAGGUAGUUCCUCAUUUUAUAAUACUGUUUGCUUCUAAUCUGAAUUAAAACUAGCUGUAGCUUAAUUGGAGGUUAAUUUGCAAUUAAAUACUUGAUUGAAUUCUUGAAGAAAUGAAAAUAACACGAGAGGAAGCAAUAUGUAUGCUUUAUGGCAAAGAAUAUAGCGACAAAAAUGCCGCCGAACUUUUGAAAACAAUUGACGAAAAGGAAUUAGAUGUUUGCUAUGAAACUAGUCCUUUAAAACCAGUACUUGCUCCACUUUCUAGAAUUCUUGCUGAACCUCAUCUCUAUAAGAGAUAUAAGCCAAAAAAUGAUAAAUAAAAUUAAUGAUACUCAGGAAAGGUUUAAACGAGAAGUUUACUAUAGUUAUAGCGUUGAAUUUAAUAUAAUAAAAAACAAUAGCUAAUGCCUAUCAUAGUUUAA
Molecule: messenger RNA, 507 nt
Organism: Mucor mucedo
Lineage: Eukaryota; Fungi; Mucoromycota; Mucoromycetes; Mucorales; Mucoraceae
Exons: 2
Source: RefSeq, a predicted model, not a curated record